AUGGGAUUACUCUUGCGAUCAUUCAUCGAGGAACCCCGAUUCUGUACCCACGUUAGAGGUCUUUGUCUCGGGUUUGCUCUGAAUCGUGAGAGAGAGGCCUACGAUGGCGUUCACACCAUCUACGAGAAGAUCGACCUCAACAAGAUACCCACAUCCCUCCUCGGCGCUCUCGAGCACUGCGGUGUUAAGGAGCAGCAGACCGGCACACUCACUGACGAUGACGUUGAGGAAUCUUUCGAGAUUUUCGCUGGCCUCAUGUUGUCUUUGACUACCCGGCUUGAGCAUCUGACGAUAGGGUUCGAUGACCGCGAUCGCACUCAUCCUGUCGACGAGAGACGUGCGGACCUCUAUUCUCCUCCCCGAAUCAAUCGCGAAAGCCCCAGUGGUAUCGAUCGCUUCAUCUCAGCUUUCCAUUCUACUUACGGUGGCAACGACGCUGGCAGUCCCGACCGAAACGAGAACUUCAAGCACAAAGUCCUCACUCACUUGCAACGGUUGGAGAUCCACGGAAAUGUCUACCGUUUCUUUGAAUGGCCGCCUAUCCUCACCAGGUUUUCCAGUCAGUGGGCAUCACUCAGCGAAACUGGCCGGGCUGCGCCUCUGGCUCUCCAGGAACUCUCUCUCUACCAGGAGACCAAGACUGGCUCCGCUUUAUGCUCCCUGUUAGAGCGUUGUCCUGACCUCAAGAAGCUCGAGAUAGUGAUGGAUUGCCCAAACCCCCAUGACGAGCAUGGAAUCACCUAUGGAACGGAAACAGCUCGCAUUUCGACAGCCAUCACAACGGCAUGUCCAAAACUCAGCACUCUCACCUUGCGGACAAAGGGCAAUUGUUUGCUCUUCUUCGAAGACGAACCAGAACGUUCCUGGCUUUCCAAGAUGCACAACUUGGUCAAUUUGCAAGCAGACGUCCCUUGCCUGUUCAAGAGUCUGGAAGACAUGGCUUUGGCAGACGUUUCCGGUCGCCUCCCUCCGAAUAUUGAGAAUCUGACGAUUUACGACAUGUGGUACGGAGACCCGAGAUUUCUAUAUCGCAUGCUUUAUGAAGUACGGGCACCGGACGACUAUGUCCUCCACCCCCGAGACAAUACUGAUGCCGUUGCCGAGCCAUUUGCCGAGAUGCUCCUUCGCCUACGAUCAUCCCUCCUGGCAGGCAGGCUUCCCAAUCUUCGCAAGGUGGCUGUCAAAUCCCCAAUCUUCGGAUUUGAUUCUGGCAAUGCGUUAAGUGACUUGACGAAAGCCUUUGAGGCAGCUGAAGUAGAAUUCAAGGGUCAUCCCAUAUGA
Molecule: messenger RNA, 1281 nt
Organism: Colletotrichum chrysophilum
Lineage: Eukaryota; Fungi; Ascomycota; Sordariomycetes; Glomerellales; Glomerellaceae
Exons: 2
Coding region: 1-1281 (426 amino acids)
Source: RefSeq, a predicted model, not a curated record